Molecule: messenger RNA, 4469 nt
Organism: Neopsephotus bourkii (Bourke's parrot)
Lineage: Eukaryota; Metazoa; Chordata; Aves; Psittaciformes; Psittacidae
Gene: KCNT2
Product: potassium sodium-activated channel subfamily T member 2
Exons: 31
Coding region: 76-3621 (1181 amino acids)
Biological process (GO): potassium ion transport
Cellular component (GO): membrane
Molecular function (GO): intracellular sodium-activated potassium channel activity
Source: RefSeq, a predicted model, not a curated record
UCCCCUCGGCUUCCCCCUCAUCCCGCCCCGCUCCGGCGGGAGGCGGUGGGGCUGAGCGCCCCUCCUCCGGGCAGGAUGGUGGACCUGGACAGCGAGGUGCCCCCGCUGCCGCCCCGGUACCGCUUUCGGGACUUGCUGCUGGGAGAUCAAGGCUGGCAGAGCGACGACAGGGUGCAAGUUGAAUUCUAUAUGAAUGAAAAUACAUUUAAAGAGAGACUAAAGCUCUUCUUCAUCAAAAACCAAAGAUCAAGUCUGAGAAUACGUUUAUUCAAUUUUUCUCUCAAGCUACUAAGCUGUUUCUUAUACAUAAUUCGUGUGCUUCUGGAUGAUCCUACACAAGGACUUGCAUGUAAGGAAUUAAACCGGAGAUGUUCCAAUCAAAACUACACACCUGGAGCGAUUGAUUGGUCUCCUAUUAUUUGGGUGAAUCGAAGCUUGCCUUUAUGGGGAUUACAGGUUUCUGUGGCUUUAAUAAGUCUCUUUGAAACUCUGCUGCUGAGUUAUCUAAGCUAUAAGGGCAAUAUCUGGGAACAAAUUCUGAGAAUACCUUUUCUCCUGGAAAUAAUUAAUGCUGUCCCUUUCAUCAUCACGAUUUUCUGGCCAGCACUAAGAAACCUGUUUAUUCCUGUGUUUUUAAAUUGUUGGCUGGCAAAGCAUGCUUUAGAGAAUAUGAUUAAUGAUCUUCACAGAGCCAUCCAACGUACACAGUCUGCAAUGUUUAACCAAGUCCUUAUUUUAAUAUCUACCUUGCUAUGUCUUAUCUUCACUUGUAUUUGUGGAAUUCAGCAUCUGGAACGAGCAGGAAACAGGUUGACUCUCUUUGACUCCCUUUAUUUCUGCAUAGUGACAUUUUCCACUGUGGGCUUUGGGGAUGUUACACCCAAGAUAUGGCCUUCAAAGCUGCUUGUUGUCAUUAUGAUCUGUGUUGCUCUUGUGGUGUUGCCCAUACAGUUUGAACAGCUGGCAUAUUUGUGGAUGGAGAGACAAAAGUCCGGUGGUAACUACAGUCGACACAGAGCUCAGACAGAAAAACAUGUUGUGCUCUGUGUUAGCUCUCUGAAGAUCGACUUACUUAUGGAUUUCUUAAAUGAAUUCUAUGCUCACCCCAGAUUACAGGACUAUUAUGUCGUUAUUUUGUGUCCUACUGAGAUGGAUGCUCAGGUCCGAAGGGUAUUACAAAUCCCAAUGUGGUCCCAAAGAGUUAUCUAUCUGCAAGGCUCAGCACUAAAAGAUCAAGACCUGUUGAGAGCUAAAAUGGAUGAUGCAGAAGCGUGUUUCAUUCUGAGUAGCCGCUGUGAGGUGGACCGGACAGCAGCUGAUCAUCAAACCAUUUUAAGAGCAUGGGCAGUUAAAGACUUUGCUCCAAAUUGUCCUUUGUAUGUCCAAAUACUGAAACCUGAGAAUAAAUUCCACAUCAAGUUUGCAGAUCAUGUUGUGUGUGAAGAGGAAUUCAAAUAUGCUAUGCUAGCUCUAAAUUGUAUAUGCCCAGCUACCUCUACAUUAAUCACACUUCUGGUUCAUACAUCUAGAGGACAAACAGCUCCAUGGGAAGCUUUUAGACAACUAACUGGAACCAAGCAGACUUUAAACAGGGAGAGUCAGCAAUCAUCGGAACAAUGGCAGAAAAUGUAUGGCAGAUGCUCUGGUAAUGAAGUGCAUCAUAUUAACCUGGAAGAAAGUACUUUUUUUGCUGAAUAUGAGGGGAAAAGCUUCACAUAUGCUUCUUUCCAUGCUCAUAAAAAGUUUGGAGUCUGUCUGAUUGGUGUUAGAAAGGAAGAUAACAAAAACAUUUUGCUGAAUCCAGGUCCUCGAUAUAUCAUGAGUUCUACAGAUACAUGCUUCUACAUAAAUAUCACCAAAGAAGAGAAUUCUGCUUUUAAGAAGCAAGAAAAACAUAGAAAAAAACAUGAAUCAAAAUUGUCUUAUCAUGGAACUUCUAGAUUACCUGUACACAGUAUAAUAGCCAGCAUGGGAACAGUGGCUAUUGAUUUACAAGACACAGGAUGCAGAACAUCCAGUGGACCAACGCUAGCUCUUCCUUCUGAGGGAGGGAGAGAGGGCAGACGGCCCAGUAUAGCACCUGUUUUGGAGGUUGCAGACUCAUCCUCACUUCAGACAUGUGACUUGCUAAGUGACCAGUCAGAAGAUGAAACUACCCCAUCAGAUGAAGAAGCCUCUGCAGGCUUAGAGUAUGUCAAAGGCUAUCCUCCUUACUCUCCGUAUAUUGGAAGUUCUCCCACAUUUUGUCAUCUUCUGCAUGAAAAAGUACCCUUCUGUUGUCUCAGAUUAGAUAAGGGAUGCCAGCAUAACUACUAUGAGGAUGCCAAAGCCUAUGGAUUCAAAAAUAAAUUGAUUAUAGUUGCAGCAGAAACUGCUGGAAAUGGUUUAUAUAACUUUAUUGUUCCACUCAGAGCUUAUUACCGACCAAAGAAGGAACUAAAUCCCAUUGUAUUACUCCUGGAUAACCCGCCAGAUAUGCAUUUUCUGGAUGCAAUCUGUUGGUUUCCAAUGGUUUACUACAUGGUGGGCUCUAUCGACAACCUAGAUGAUUUACUAAGAUGUGGGGUCACAUUUGCAGCUAAUAUGGUGGUGGUGGACAAAGAAAGUACAAUGAGUGCUGAGGAAGACUACAUGGCAGAUGCUAAGACUAUUGUAAAUGUUCAAACACUCUUUAGGUUGUUCUCAAGCCUAAGCAUUAUCACAGAACUAACUCACCCAGCCAAUAUGAGAUUCAUGCAGUUCAGAGCCAAAGACUGCUAUUCUCUUGCACUAUCCAAAUUAGAAAAGAAAGAACGUGAGAAGGGAUCUAAUCUAGCAUUUAUGUUUCGACUGCCCUUCGCUGCUGGCAGAGUUUUCAGCAUCAGUAUGUUGGAUACACUGCUUUAUCAGUCAUUUGUGAAAGGUUAUAUGAUUUCCAUCACAAGACUACUUCUGGGACUUGAUACCACACCAGGAUCUGGGUUUCUUUGUUCAGUGAAGAUCACAGAAGAGGAUCUAUGGAUUAGGACAUAUGCCAGACUGUAUCAGAAACUUUGUUCUUCUACAGGAGACAUUCCAAUUGGAGUCUAUAGGACAGAAUCCCAAAAGCUUACAACAUCCGAGUCACGAGAAAUGGCUUCACAAUCUCAAAUCUCUAUCAGUGUGGAAGAAUGGGAAGACACUAAAGACACCAAAGAACAAAUUAGUUAUCGUAAUAACCAUCGUAACUCAACAUCUAGUGAUCAGUCUGAUCACCCCUUGUUACGACGAAAAAGCAUGCAGUGGGCCCGGCGACUGAGCAGAAGAGUACCAAGACACACCGGGAAAACAGCUGAGAAGAUAAACCAGCAGCGAAUGAACCUUUACAGGAGAUCAGAAAGACAGGAGCUUGCUGAACUAGUGAAAAACAGAAUGAAGCAUCUGGGCCUUUCCCCAGCAGGAUAUGAUGAAAUGAAUGAUCAUGAGAAUACCCUCUCUUACAUCCUGAUCAAUCCUUCUCCAGAUACAAGAUUAGAGCUGAAUGAUAUAGUAUACUUGAUCCGACCUGAUCCAUUGGCUUAUGUUCCAAAUACUGCACCCAGCCGAAAAGACAGCUUCUGCAACACUGUGGGACAAGACACCAGGGAGGAGACACAACUUUGAUAUGUGACUCAGCAUAAAAUUAAGAGAUAAUUUUAUACACGUGCUGUUUCCACGCACCAUUUUCAAAACUGAGUGAUACAUUUUAUUCAGAUUUUGGAAACAAAAUAACAGUGUGUAAGUGACCAAAUUUAGAAAUACGUGGUCUAGAAACUCUGAUUUAAAGGACUGUCAGGCUUGUGGCCUAUUCAAUACAGUAGCUGAACUUCGUCAACUUAACAGAAUUAUGACACCUAUUGCUAUUUAACCAAUAUGAACAAAGUAUUUGAGAAGUGACAGAUUCCAUCGUGCGUUUUGCUUAGAUGCUUCUAAGCAUAUUUAUCAGGGUGACAGCAUGUCAGUGACUAAGCUUCUGACCUACGUCAGUAAAGAUUAUGUGAUGUCCAUCAACCAUGCAUAAUUUGUAGCAGAAACUAUGUUAAUACCUACACUGCCAAUGAGUCUUUGUGUCAAGAAUCCAGACUCUGAAAUCAAAUUUUCAGCCUCAGCCUGUCACCCGUUUAUAUCGGAACAAGCUAGUUUCAGUCCCAUUUUAACUUCCAGGACUUCAGUGUUAGUUCUCUGGGUUUACACAGACCAGACUGAAUAACACAGCCUAGUCAUACCCUAGAGGUUAAUAUCUAAGGCAUACCCACUGGAAGAUUAGCUCAGGAACCCACCUGGAGAAAUGUCCCUGUCAUCUCACAUAGGCAGUCCCCCACGUUUGUAACAACUGGGAAGGCACUAUCUGUGUGAAGAGGCAAACAAAGGUAACAGUGGUAACUCAGGUGAAAUAGAAUCCUUUUAACCUUAGUGAGUUUGUCAACAGAAACCCAAACAGAUCAUAAUAUAAAAGUGAAAACACCCCUGUA